AUGCACUUCUCAACCCUCCUCAUCCCCCUCCUAGCGGGAGCAGCAACAGCGCAAAACCCCAGCUGCUCCCCAACCUCCUCGGACACCCAAGUCCUCCAAUUCGCCUCAGGUCUCUCCUCCUUCAUCGGUGGCUUCUUCAACUCCACCGUAAACAGCGCCUUCCCCAACUCCAGCAACGCCACCAUGCAAGCCCAGAAGCGGAUCAUCAUGGGCGUCGAGCGCGACAACACCCUCGGCAGCCAAGCAAUCGACAAAGUCGGCGCCAUGGCCCCGGGCUUCACAGCCCCAUCCUGCUCUUUCACCUACCCAAUGCCCAACAGCACCCAGGCCUGGGCCUUCUGGGCCGCCCGCCUCGAGACAACCGUCACGGGCGCCUUCGUCGCUCUGGCCGGGUUCACUCAGUCACCUGAGGUGUCGUUCUUGAUGGCUCGCUUGGCGGCUUCGCACAGCUCUCAUGCGACUCUCAUUGGAAGUCGCGUGAACUCGACUCUGUUUGCGCAGAACGCUACUUCGCUCGUGGCCGCUUUCCCGCCGGACCAGGUUCUGUCGACCCGUAAUGAGACUGGGAGUCUGGGCAUGUUCUUUGGUGGUUGCUUGACUGCUCCUCAGAGUCCUUGUGGACCUUUGGCUAUUGGGCCUUUGGCUGCUACGCCUUCUUCUGGUGCUGCCAGUAGCACCCCUAUGAGCAGCACUCCUAUGAGUAGCACUCCUGUCGCCAGUAGCACUGCUGCUGCUAUUCGGAAGCACUAA
Molecule: messenger RNA, 750 nt
Organism: Penicillium bovifimosum
Lineage: Eukaryota; Fungi; Ascomycota; Eurotiomycetes; Eurotiales; Aspergillaceae
Exons: 1
Coding region: 1-750 (249 amino acids)
Source: RefSeq, a predicted model, not a curated record